AAUUAUAUGGGACCUGCAGUGAAAUACACAAAACAUGGUGCACGUAAACAUUCCUGCGGCACUUACUGAGGAGGAAGAAUUACUGCAGAAGAAAUAUGCUAAGUUGAGGAGGAAGAAAAAGGUAUUACAGGCUCUAAAAGCACCAAAGGCAGAGGCACCAGUCCCUCAGGCAGAAUCUCUCAAAAGAAAACAAUCUGAAGCAUCAGCAGUAGAUGCCAAAGAGCAAGCUAAAAAACUUCUGAAAUCUGGAGCCAUUAAACUAGGACCAGGAUACAAAGAUAAACAUAGCUUCAAGAAGUCUAGGAAUUUGGAAAAGAAGUUGAAGGAUCCUGAAAAACUCAGUUUAUCUUACAAUUUCCAACCAUUUUCUCCCACUCCGCCAGAAGAGCCAGAGCCUUCCAAGCCCAAAGUGAAAGGCCUGUAUGAAAGUUUUGUGAGUUCGUCAGAUAAAGAACAUGGAAGGCAUGACAGAGAAUCUAGAAGGGACCGGGGAGAUCGGCCAGAAAGAGACCGGGACCGUGAAUAUCCUAAGAAAGGCAACACUAUUUAUGUGUAUGGCCAGGGAAUCACUGAGGAGAUGCUGAAGAAAGCUUUUGCAAACUUUGGCACAGUGGUCAAUAUUAACAUGGAAGUUGAAAAGAAUUGUGGUUUUGUGACAUUUGAGAAGAUGGAGUCUGCAGAGGAGGCCAUCACUCAUAUGAACAACACCAUGGUGCAGCAGAUCCAGCUCAGAGUGUCCCUGGCCAGACGACAACCCACUUUUGAACAAAUUGCUGACCCGAGUAACGCCACAUGGACGACAAUAGCUGCCAACAAUUCCCAGAAAGGAUUUCAUAAAGAUAAAAGACAAUUGGUUUCUUAUGACCCAGAAGAGGAUAUUUUUUGAUAAGGAUAAAUUAUUUUAUAUUUGCAAAAAAAAAAAAAAAAAAAA
Messenger RNA from Lingula anatina, 931 nucleotides. RefSeq names its product negative elongation factor E-like. The record is from RefSeq and is a predicted model, not a curated record. Gene Ontology annotation, cellular component: NELF complex. Gene Ontology annotation, biological process: negative regulation of transcription elongation by RNA polymerase II. Gene Ontology annotation, molecular function: RNA binding. NCBI's taxonomy places the organism in Eukaryota, Metazoa, Brachiopoda, Lingulata, Lingulida, Lingulidae.